CGCCCCGCCGUUCCGAGGGCGAGCACCCGGCGGGGCCGCGGAGCGAGGGGCAGGCUCGGGCAGCUCCCCAGCCGCUCCGGCGGGGAUAAAACUUGAGGAAUAACUAGGAGGGGCAGCUCGGCGUGUCCUGCGUCCAGGCCCGACUCAGGAGCGAGCACGCUCCCGGGCAGGCCGCCUGCGAGAAGCCACAGCGCCCGCGACCCGCCGCGGCGAGAAGCGGCCCCGAUGGCCGCCGACCGGCGCCCGUGCGCCCCGCGCGCCGCGCUCUGCCGGCUGCUCCUGGCCCUCGCGGUCUUCAGUUAUGGUUGUGAAGCCUGCAAAAAGGUGAUAUUUAAUAUACCUUCCAAACUAGAGGCAGACAAAAUGGUUGGCAGAGUUAAUUUGAAAGAAUGCCUGGGGUCUGCAGACCUUGUCCAGUCGAGUGAUCCGGAUUUCAGAGUUCUAGGUGACGGGUCGGUGUACACCACUAGGGCUGUCAUGUUCUCUGGUGAGAAGAGGUGGUUCACCAUCCGGCUGUCUGACCUGAGGAAGCAGACACAGAGUGAGAUACCUGUGCUCCUGGAAUGUCCGAAGAAGGUGCUGAGGAAAAGGCACGUGAAAGAACUGGUCCUCAGGCGUUCCAAGAGGAGAUGGGCGCCGAUUCCCUGCUCCAUGCAGGAGAACUCCCUGGGACCCUUCCCUCUGUUCCUUCAGCAGGUUCAGUCUGAUGCAGCACAGAACUAUACCAUCUUCUACUCAAUAAGUGGGCGUGGAGUUGACCAAGAACCUUUAAAUUUGUUUUUCAUAGAAAGAGACACUGGAAAUCUAUUUUGCACCCGGCCCGUGGAUCGUGAAGAAUAUGAUGUUUUUGAUCUGAUUGCCUACGCGUCCACUGCAGAUGGCUAUUCCGCAGACUUGCCUCUCCCGCUGCCCAUCAGAGUAGAGGAUGAAAAUGACAACCACCCCAUUUUCACAGAAUCAAUUUACUAUUUUGAAGUUCUAGAAAGUAGUAGACUUGGUACCACAGUGGGAGUGGUUUGUGCCACGGACAAAGAUGAACCGGACACUAUGCAUACACGCUUGAAGUACAGCAUUCUGGAGCAGACCCCGAGGGCACCUGGGCUCUUCUCUGUGCAUCCCAGCACAGGCGCCAUCACCAUAGUCUCUCACUCCCUGGACAGAGAGGUUGUAGACAAGUACUCAUUGAUAAUGAAAGUACAAGACAUGGAUGGCCAAUUUUUUGGGUUGAUGAAUACAGCGACCUGUGUUGUAACAGUAAAAGAUUCAAAUGACAAUGUACCCACUUUCAAAAAAAAUGCUUAUGAAGCAUCAGUAGAAGAAAAUGUAGUCAAUGUGGAAAUCUUACGAAUGUCUAUAGAAGAUAAGGAUUUAAUUAACACUGAGAAUUGGAGAGCCAAUUUUACCAUUUUAAAGGGCAAUGAAAAUGGACAUUUCAAAAUCAGUACAGACAAAGGAACUAAUGAAGGCCUUCUGUGUGUUGUAAAGCCAUUGAAUUAUGAAGAAAACCGUCAAGUGAUCCUGGAAAUCGGAGUGAGCAACGAGGCUCCGUUCACCAGAGACGUCGCCCUCAGAACGACAGCCAUGAGCAGAGUGUUGGUCACCGUUCAUGUGCGGGAUCAGGACGAGGGGCCCGAAUGCAGCCCUGCCACCCAGUUUGUACGGAUUAAAGAAAAUCUAAAAGUAGGGUCAAAAUUCAGUGGCUAUAAGGCAUAUGACCCCGAAACCAGAAGUAGCAGUGGCUUAAGGUUCAAAAUAUUGAAUGAUCCUAAAGGGUGGGUCACCAUCGAUGAAACUCUGGGGUCAAUCACAACAUCCAAAAUCCUGGACAGGGAGGCUAUGACUCCCAGAAAUGAGUUAUAUAAUAUUACAGUCCUGGUGACUGACCAAGGUGGUAGAUCAUGUACUGGGACACUUGCAGUUAUAGUUGAAGAUGAAAAUGAUAAUUCACCAGAAGUGCUGCAAAGUUACCUAACAGUUUGCAAACCGAAGAUGGGGUACGCUGACAUUUCUGCUGCUGAUCCUGAUGAGCCUAUCCACGGCCCUCCAUUUUCCUUCAGUUUGGCGAGCACUUCCCCAGAGAUCACCCGAGUAUGGGUGCUCACCAGGCUUAAUGAUACGGCUGCCCGUCUCUCAUAUCAGAAAAAUGCUCAAUUUCAAGAAUACAAUGUUCCUAUUAUUGUAAAAGAUAGAGCUGGUCAGUCUGCAAUGAAAACCUUGAGAGUCAAUUUAUGUGACUGUGUUCACCCCAGCCAAUGCCGGGCAGCCUUGAGGAGUGCCGGGGCGACGCUUGGGAAGUGGGCCAUCCUGGCCAUUCUGCUGGGCAUAGCAUUGCUCUUCUCUGUGCUGCUGACCUUAGUAUGUGGAGUUGUUGGUGCCAAAAAAAGAAAGGCUUUUCCUGAGGAUUUAGCACAACAAAACUUAAUUGUAUCAAACACAGAAGCCCCUGGAGAUGAUAAGGUGGUAAGUAAUGUUUUUUAAAUGAAUAUUUGUCUCUGAGUAUCUCCCAUAAUUUCCUUAACUUAUCCUCAUAAAGUUACUUUGAA
Messenger RNA from Manis javanica (Malayan pangolin), 2543 nucleotides. Lineage: Eukaryota; Metazoa; Chordata; Mammalia; Pholidota; Manidae. The record is from RefSeq and is a predicted model, not a curated record.